AUGGGAGAGUGCCACAACCAGCUACAAAGGGAGCAGUGUUGGAAAGCAGUGGUGCAAGAUGCUAGGUGGAGGUAUGACAUCAGCUACAUUGCACGUGGCAAGGAUGACUGCGUUGGCUCCGGAGCUUUUGGCCAAGUUCGCCCGUGUGUGGAGUUGAGUAGCCGAGCCGAUCGAUGCGUGAAGAGUAUCGUGAAGGAGACGUGGUGGACACGGCCUGCUGUUGUACAGGAAAUCGAGCUGCUGGAGAUGGUCUCCGGGAAGCACCCGAACAUCGUCGAGUAUUACGAGUGCUUCGAGGAGAUCAGCGUCAUCCACUUGGUUCUCGAGUAUUGCUCGAAGGGCAAUCUCAGCAAUGUCAUCCUGUCCAAGAGGUUCAAAGAAGGCGGCGAGACCUUGACAGCCAAGAUCUCCUACCAGAUUGCAGGGGCUUUGCAGUUCCUGAGAGACCUGCAAAUUGUCCAUCGAGACGUAAAGCCGUCGAAUCUGGUGUUCGCAGAGGACGAGGUUGUAAAGCUGACCGACUUCGGCUGCGCUUGCUUGGCGGAUGAUGCUGUGCAGGACCUCACUGACAUCAAGGGCACUCCGAUUUUCUUUUCUCCUGAGAUACAUCAGCUGCCACGAGGUCGGGGCUAUUCAUUCCCUGCCGACAUGUGGGCGUUGGGAAUCUGCAUCUAUAUGAUGUUGUGCAAAGGUGCGCAUCCUUUCAUGAAGGAAGGCAGCGCCUUGAGAACACGUGACCACCACACCGGUGUUUUUGAUGUCGACUGGUUCACGAGUUGGUCCGCGAGAGACGCCCUGCAGUGGGCAUUAAUGCCUCAUCCUGGCCAGCGUAUCCAACCAAACGAGUUGAUGGAGCACAAGUGGCCCCAUGCCAGCAUGAUGGUCAGGUCAUGUAAACUUGUGUGUAUAUACAUACAUACAUACAUACAUACAUACAUACAGACAUACAGACAUACAGACAUACAGACAUACAGACAUACAGACAUACAGACAUACAUAUAUGUAUAUAUAUAUAUACACAUCAAUAUGUAUAGACAUGUAUAG
Molecule: messenger RNA, 1044 nt
Organism: Symbiodinium sp. CCMP2456
Lineage: Eukaryota; Dinophyceae; Suessiales; Symbiodiniaceae
Source: the annotation of a GenBank genome assembly